GUUGGGCUGUCCAAGUCAUCCCGCUGUUGUUCUUCGUCGAGCAAACUCUUUAGCGCGACUUCUUAACCUUCUCGCAAGAGAAAACCAACCAACUUCGAUGGUGAACGCCGUGAAAGUCUUCAAGAAAACCGCCCCUAAUGGUAAAAUCACCGUCUACCUAGGCCGCCGCGACUUCGUGGACAACACCUCUAGCACCGAACCUGUCGAUGGCGUCGUAGUCUGUGACAAUGACUACCUCCGUGGCCGCAAGGUCUUCGCCACCGUUACGGUCACGUACCGUUUCGGUCGCGAGGAGGAUGAGAUCAUGGGGAUCAACUUCAGCAAAGAGCUGCAGCUCACCACGCAGCAGAUCUACCCCAACUCCAACCAGGACGAGCCUACCGGCGUCCAGGACAGGCUCAUAAAGAAGCUUGGUGCCAAUGCCUACCCAUUCGCUGUCACCCUCCCUGAAAAUGCCCCCUCCUCCGUCCAGCUCCACUCUGGUGACGACGAAACUGCCAAACCCCUCGGUGUGAUCUAUGAGCUGCGUGUGUUCGUUGGUGACAAUGGUGACGAGAAGCCCCACAGGCGCAACUCCGUCGCCCUUGCCGUCAGGAGGGUCCAGUACUCCCCUGCUGGAGGCAACAAGCGCCAACCCAGCACCCUCGUGUCCAAGGGCUUCGCUCUCUCCUCCGGCAAGCUCAACAUGGAAGUCACUCUUGACAAGGAACUGUACUACCAUGGUGAGCAAGUCAAGGCCAACCUGAGCAUCAAUAACUCCUCCAAGAAGACUGUCAAGUCUGUCAAGGUGGCUGUGAUCCAGCACGUCGAACUCACCAUGACCAACAACCAGUUCACCCGCGAGGUGUCUUCACUGGAGUCCAAAGAGGGCUGCCCCAUCACCCCCGGCAGCAACCUGCAGAAGGCCUUCAACCUCACCCCGCUUGCCUCCUCCAACAAGGCCAAAUUUGGCAUCGCCCUUGAUGGCAAGCAGAAGGACUCUGACGCUAACCUUGCCUCCUCCACCAUCGUGGCUGCCGGCAAGAGCGCCAACGAUGCUCUUGGUAUCGUGGUGUCCUACUCCCUCCGCGUCAAGCUGAACUGCGGUGCCUUGGGCGGCGAGCUGGUGGCUGACCUGCCCUUCAAGCUCAUGCACCCCGCCCCUGGUACUACCAUCAAGGCCCGCCCUGACGCUGGCUACACUGGUGGUGAGGACCUAGAGUUCGAGGACUUCGCCCGUCUGCGCCGCGGCGUCAGCGUUGACCAGAACUAAGGUUCUAAUCUCCACAUCUACACUCGCUUCCUCACUUGCCGAUUACCUUGAUCUCCACGGUUCAUCGAUCGAACGAACGAUACGGGAUUUUUUCGAAACGAAGCCGACGUCGUGACAAGUUUUCAGCGUUGCGCGCUCAGUAUGAUAUUUUGCUCGCGUUCCCGCGCUGCCCACACUGACCUCACGUCAAAAUCUCUCACCUGCACAGGUUGCAGAGGCUCAUCGCCAUCUUGGGUCAUGGUGUGGGCAAUCAAGGUCAACCAUCAUCAGCACCCACGUGUCAUCUGGUAUGGGCAGCUCGCGAACUGCCUGGGCUUUGUGAAUGUAUUUUCAGUUCGUCUGAUGCCCGCCUUGGGCAGCACCUACGCUGUGCAUGUGAUUUAUGACUUUUCUGUUUUAGCAUUUUUUUUUUUUUAGUUUUUGUUCCACAAAUUCAUUUAAAAGUGCUCGAAAAUAUCAGAGCAUUUUAAUUUGCUAACAUAAUUCCAGCAAUCUAAAUCAAUUGGCGUUUCUAUUUUAUUUUAUGCUAAUAAAAAAAAUAAUAA
Molecule: messenger RNA, 1797 nt
Organism: Homarus americanus (American lobster)
Lineage: Eukaryota; Metazoa; Arthropoda; Malacostraca; Decapoda; Nephropidae
Product: arrestin homolog
Exons: 7
Coding region: 98-1252 (384 amino acids)
Biological process (GO): signal transduction; G protein-coupled receptor internalization
Cellular component (GO): cytoplasm
Molecular function (GO): G protein-coupled receptor binding
Source: RefSeq, a predicted model, not a curated record